AUGGCUUGCCGUAUCUUCCUCCCUUCCCCUCAAAUCCCUCCCUCCUCCUCUCCCCCCACUGAACCCCACCUCACUCCGCACCCACUCCGCCCCCUCUCCCUGUCUCCCCUCCCCCCACCUCUCCACUUUCUCCCCUCCUCUCUUCCCUCUCCCCCUCUCUCCCCCAUUCCGCACGCCCGUGCAUACCUCUCACGCCUGCCUCAGGAGGACAAGGCUGUUCUCACCUAUGUCUGCCCUGACCCCGCGCACCUGUGGACUCUAGCAGGCUUGGAGCUGAUGGAAAUCUUAGAGAGGAUGGGCGAGCGGGUUGCGGCCAUGGGCCUCAAGUGUGGCGAGAGGCGGCUGCACCAGCUGGCGAACGUGUUUGGGGAGAUGCGGCACCCCGAAACCGUCUUCUCCCACUUCAGGCUGGACGCCCAGGAGCAGGAGACGCUCUUCUGCUUCAUGCAGGAGGAGGUGGAGAAGCUGGGGGAGGUGCGCAGCUCCAUGGAACGACUCAACACUCUGCGCUCGCUGCUCAGUGACGCCCUGGCCGAUGGCGAGGGCAAGGAGGACGCAGAGAAGGAGGGUGACUCGUCCUCAUGGAUGCCUCGCUGCGACCUGCCAGGGGCUGAGGAGAUCCUCAAACUGCUGCUGGUGCUGGCGAUCAUCCUCCUGAGGGACCGAAUUAUCUCAGUAUUUGCCAUCAACGCGCGCUCCUCCGACGCCUUGACUCGCGAGGGAUCCCUGGGCCGCGCUGGGCUGGCGCUGCGCUACGCCAAGGUCAUCAACCUGGCGGAGAAGCUCAUGAAAUACCCCUUCAUGGCUGCUGGGAGUACACGGGACGAGUUGUACGGCCUGCUGACCUACAGCACCAAGAAAGACCUCGCCCUGCGGCUAUCCCGGCCUACCCUCUACCACGCACAGAAGGCAGUCAUCGAUGCCUCUCUCCUGGAUGCCCUGGAGGGGGUAUCCCGCCUCGUCGCCUCCGACGCCUCCAACCUCACGCAGCUCAACUCCCGCAAGAUGGAAGCCAUGGCUGCCGAGGCCCGCAAGAAGCUCGACAAAGCCUCUGCGGAUUCCAAGAAGCCCCGCGCGGUCAUGAUCUCGGGGAUCUUCAAGCCCAAGCGCGCUGCUGCAGGAAUCGUGCAGGGAGCGCCGCUGCCCAUGGUGUUUGAGCCGGCGACUGAGGUGGGGAAGGUCACGGAGAAAGGGAAGGCCCCCGAGCUGUCGCCGAGGGCGGCUGUGCCGCUGUCUCCCACUGGGGCGUCUGCUGCUGAGCCUGCUGCGAGUUUUCUGGUGAAAUCUGGGUCGGUUUCAGCCCCCAGGUCGGUUUCUCCUGCAUCUGCUGCUGCUGCUUCUUCGGUCUCUGCUCGGACCAGAUUUCCCACGUCAGCAUCUGUCUCUGUUGCUGGCUCUUCUGCUGCUCCCUUCAGGUCAUCUGACUUGACUCAGAAAGUCCCCCGACCCCUCCCUGCACUGCCAGCAGCACCUGAUGCAUCCACCCCAGGCCAAACCGGACCUCUGCCCUCUCCCUCUCUCCUCGCUCAGUCCCUGCUGUCCACCUCCUCUCUACCAUCUUCCCAGAUAUCUUCCCUCGUCGAAUCCACUCCUUCCCUGUCUCCUCCCCUCUCUGCCACACCUCACACCCCACCACCACCUGACACCCCCAACUCCCCUAAAAGCCCUCUGAAACCCCGACCUCCCUCACAGCCCCCUGUGCGCCCCCCUUUCCGUGGCUCAGCCGCCAACAGCGUGGACUUAACUGGGGGAGGUGACAACCCGAGGUCCCCCAGGGGGUUUGUUCGGGCUGCAGCUGAGGAAUCAGGCGGUUCUGCUGGGGCUGGGGGAGGGGCGGGGGCGGGGUAUGCAGAUCGACCCCCAAGAUCCCCCCGUGCUUAUGUGCGCUUUGCUGAUGCUCCUGCUGGUCUGGGUGCCCAGCAUCACCUCGUGGCCUUUCUAGACUCAGCCCUAGCACCCCCUCCACCAGCAACACCACAGACAGCAGCCAUGCCAACCGCCCUGUAA
Molecule: messenger RNA, 2007 nt
Organism: Closterium sp. Yama58-4
Lineage: Eukaryota; Viridiplantae; Streptophyta; Zygnematophyceae; Desmidiales; Closteriaceae
Source: the annotation of a GenBank genome assembly